AUGUCAAUGGAUGUGAUGGCAAAUGAACGUGUUUGUUAUGUUCACUGCAACUUCUGCAACACUACUCUUGCGGUUAGUGUUCCAUGCAGUAGCUUGCUGACUAUAGUGACAGUUAGAUGUGGGCAUUGUGCCAAUUUGCUUUCGGUUAACAUGGGAGCAUCACUUCAAUCUUUUCCACCUCAACAAGACCCUCAGAAACAGCAGCUUGUAAGCUGUCACCAAGAACCAAUUAGCAGGAAGGAAGUUGUAGGAUCAUCAUCAUCUUCUUCUUCAAAAUGCAAAGCAUUUCAGCCUCAUGAGCAACCUAGGACUCCUCCCAUUCGCCCUCCUGAGAAGAGACAACGUGUACCUUCUGCUUAUAAUCGGUUCAUUAAGGAGGAAAUACAAAGAAUUAAGGCUAGUAAUCCAGAUAUCAGUCACAGGGAAGCUUUUAGCACAGCAGCCAAAAACUGGGCACAUUUUCCUCACAUUCACUUUGGGUUAAAGUUGGAUGGUAGCAAGCAAGCAAAGUUGGACCAUGGGGUUGGGGACAGUACUACUCAAAAGUCUAACGGAUUCUAUUGA
Messenger RNA from Vicia faba (fava bean), 564 nucleotides. The record is from the annotation of a GenBank genome assembly. Lineage: Eukaryota; Viridiplantae; Streptophyta; Magnoliopsida; Fabales; Fabaceae.